AUGGGUUCAUUUGGACUCCCGUUGCUCGGCGCAGUCGGCCUUUUGAGCGGGGUUGUCAACGCCCAAUUCCCUCCAAAGCCAGAAGGCACCGAACUUUGUGAAACCACUGACGGCGUCCGAAGCUUUUCCGGUUAUGUCCAUCUCCCAGCUGGAGCACUGGCGGACCUUGGUGUUGAAAACCAGACAUAUGAGAUCAAUACCUAUUUUUGGUUCUUUGAAUCCAGGAAAGACCCUGCCAAUGCGCCUCUUUCAAUUUGGAUGAACGGUGGACCGGGUUCCAGUUCUUUUGUCGGACUGUUGCGUGAAAACGGACCUUGCUUUAUUGGCGCUGACUCCAACAGUACUUACCUCAACGAGUGGUCUUGGAAUAAUGAGGUCAACAUGCUUUACCUCGAUCAACCCGUCCAAGUAGGCAUGAGCUACGACAGUUUGGUGAACAUCACCACCAACCUAGACACCGGCGAUCUCGAAGUGGUAGACUUUGAGAACGGCCCUGUCCCCUCACAAAAUAACAGCUUUUACGUUGGCACCUAUCCCAGUGAAAACUACAAUCUCACCACCCGUGGUACGGAGAACUCUGCACGAGCUCUCUGGAACUUUGCCCAAGUCUGGUUCCAGGAAUUUCCUGAACACAAGCCGAAUGAUGACAGAAUCUCGAUCGCAACUGAGUCAUACGGAGGUCGAUACGGACCUGCUUUUGCGGCCUACUUCCAGGAGCAGAACGAGAAAAUAGAGAAUGGGACGUGGAGCGAAGCUGGCCAGACUCAUAUUCUUCAUCUCGACACUCUACUGAUCAUCAACGGCUGCAUUGAUCGCUAUGUGCAGUGGCCAGCUUACCCUACCAUGCAGUACAACAACACGUACGGUAUACGGGCCGUCAAUGAGUCGCGUUACGAAGAAGUGCUCGACAAUCUGUACCGUGAAGGAGGAUGUCUUGAUCAAAUUGAAGAGUGUCGCAACCUUAGUCUUGCCUACGAUCCCACCAAUCAAGGGUUCAACGAGACCGUCAACGAAGUAUGCGAGGCUGCAGAGACAUUCUGUUCCAAGACUAUUCGUGAUCCGUACUUUGACACCGACCUCAAUUACUACGACAUCUCUGCUCCUGGCGCUGCAGCAUUCCCACCUCCAUGGUAUCAGGGCUGGCUCAAUCAGCCUCAUGUGCAGCAGGGGCUAGGCGUGCCCUUGAAUUGGACUCAGUCAAACUCUGCGGUAUCGCGGGCAUUCCGCGGCAUUGGCGACUACCCACGUCCAGGCUGGAAGGAAGACUUGGCAUACCUUCUCGAAGAAGGCAUCAAGGUAACGCUAGUAUACGGCGACCGAGACUACGCCUGCAACUGGUAUGGCGGUGAACUGCUCUCCCUCGCCAUCCCUUACGACAACGCCACCUCGUUUGCGGAUGCGGGGUAUGCGCCUGUCAUUGUCAACGACACCUAUAUUGGAGGUCAAGUGCGCCAGUACGGAAACCUGUCCUUCACACGCGUGUACGAAGCUGGCCACGAGGUACCGGCCUACCAACCCGAGACUGCGUACAGGAUCUUUACACGUGCACUCUUCAACCGCGACAUCAGCACCGGAAAUGUCUCCACAAUCGAAAAUCCUGACUACGCAACCGAAGGGCCAAGCGACGUGUACAACAUAACCAAUGAACCAAUUGUCGACGAAGGCACGCAGUGUUACGUUCUCGAUCCCGGACAAUGCACAGCGGAACAGUGGGAGUCAGUCAUGAACGGAACGGCUUUGGUGCGGAACUGGAUUGUUGUAGACGCCAACACCAGCUACCUGUUCCCAGACCUAGUAGGCAACGGAACCUCCGGUAAUGGGACUGCACCUUCGACAACUGGCAUUCCUAUGCCUACUUAUACCGCAGCUGCGUCUGGAGAAAGAGAAUUGGCAACCAUGUCUCGCUCCACCUAUACCGCGUUUCAAAGGCACUUGAUCUACUUCUCGACGCCUACAUCUCCACCGAAGCUUACUUUCGGAUCAGCUCUCCGUGCAGGCGUAUCGAUCGGUCUUGAUUUUCCCGUCGCAGUCUUGUUGAGUCUGUCUUUAAGGCUCAUGUAUGCGCCAGUUCCUUUCCUCUGGUCUCCUAUCAUCGUGGACAAUAUUCCAACUUCAGCUCACCGCACGCAACUGAGCUCUGCAACAUUACCAAAAGGCAAAGCCGAAUAUACCUGCACCGAGCUUUUAUCACUUCUCGAUAGUAGUCCGGAGGAGAAUGAGGGCAAAGGCUGGCUAAACCACAAGAUCGACCAGGGCCAUGUGAUAGGAUUCUGGACGAUGGCUGCAAAUGCGAGAACACAUGCUGUAAGCAGCGACGAUGUCGCACGGUUCCAGCAAGGAGAGUGGGAGAAGCCUGUCGCUCAGAGGAGGCGUGGAACGGAUGACGUAUUGCCGCUUUGGCGAGGCGGGCCAAUUUGGGUGGGUGGUCACAGCUGGGCUGUAUGGAAACUCUUGGGAGUGCGGGUUUACGAGGACAGGAAACAACAGUAG
Messenger RNA from Alternaria burnsii, 2490 nucleotides. RefSeq names its product alpha beta-hydrolase. The transcript has 7 exons. Gene Ontology annotation, biological process: proteolysis. Gene Ontology annotation, molecular function: serine-type carboxypeptidase activity. Bases 1 to 2490 code for a protein of 829 amino acids. The record is from RefSeq and is a predicted model, not a curated record. Lineage: Eukaryota; Fungi; Ascomycota; Dothideomycetes; Pleosporales; Pleosporaceae. Gene Ontology annotation, cellular component: fungal-type vacuole.